CAUUGUUAUGAUCGCACGAGUGAUAUUAUUGACAGACGGCUGGUCACAUCAAACAGUAAACACAGGAACGUCAUGAUAGUAGGCGAUCGCGUCUGAAUAUGUGGAAGGACAAGGCAGACAGGGUUUGUCGAUUCUGCAAGGACGUGUUCUGCUGCGCAAAAUGUCGCGAUCGCCACGUAAAUAAGAUGCAUUUCGACCUGAAUGUCGACUGUUGCCUGUGCGCUUUUGAAAUACUGCCGAUACGAUAUGGCGAGUUUAUGAAACUGAAUCUGAGGGACGAGGAAUUAUUGAAUCAUAUAGUGGAAAAACAUUUGCCGUUACAUUGUCAGCUGUGUGGUGACUUAUACAAAUCUAAAGAAGAUUUCAAGUCCUUCGACAAGUGCAAGUGGUGGUCUCAAUUUUCGCUAUCACCGAUAGGCCUUGAACAGAAGCUGAAACAAUAUUGUAUAAGCAAUUACAACGGAAUUUGUACGCCACCCGAGCUCCAACGAAAGACCAGCACGCCGAUGCUCGGCCAGAAGGCCAGUUUCGAGACUCCCUGUGUGCCAUAUUUCAGCCUCAAGACACCCAAAACAAACUCACCGAUCAACGCUCAAAUAUCACAGAACAGUGGUAUCUGCAGUAUCACCGAGUUCUUCAGCUUCUCUCACAUCUCAAACGAGGAUACUCCUUUCAGAACCUUCAAGGACGAACAGUCGUCCAAAAAUAAUUCCGGCAGGAAGCUGAAUAUCAUGGAGGAAGAAGAUGAAAUUGCUGAUAACAAAGCCGAGAAAAUAACCGCGGAUGAGACGGUAUAUAUGAAUCUGACAGAAGCUGAAGGCGGGAUUCUGGAAUCGCCGGCCUCGAACAUCUGUGAAAAAUCAGACAGAACGCCGGAUGUUGUGAAGAAAGUGAGGUUCUCCGAUCAACAUGAAACUGUAUUGAAAUGCGACGACUCAAUAAAGUCCUGCGUUAAGAUCACAUUAAACGCAUCGACGGAAGAGGAGAAGUUCCAUGAUGCUCAUCAAAUCUCAAGUACGCCAAGUGCGAAGAAUUUGGAAGACACGAAUGAUAUAAAAGACACGAGGAAGAUCGUGCAAGACAUAGAGAAUACAAAAGACAACCAGGUGGAGAUCAAAAAGUGUUCUUCCGAAAAACCUCUGCAAAAUUCUUCCGAUCUGCAAAACGACACGAAGAACACAGAAAAGGAGAAUCAAAAUCCCGAAAUAAAAGACGAAGACUCGUCAGCUAUGUGUCGGCAAGAAUCCAGCAGGGUAUUAAUAACGGUAUUGAUGGAAAGCAAUUCGGGAGAUUUGAACACUGAUCUGAUGCCUCUAAUUAAUUCAGGUCUGAAGAAGCUACAAGAACAACUUGCGUCGACGAAUCAACCGUCUUCGGAGGUUGAGUCUACUGAUACUGUUAACUUAUCCAAGAAAUCUAUUACGAGGAUGCAGAUGAGUGUCGAGAAUGUCGAGAGUUAUUCCACGAAGGAUCCGACAGAUCGUCGACAGAUCGUGCCAUCUUCUUCAUUACCUACGCGAAACGUUAAAAAUAACAAUGGAUUCUUUGCUGCCGUCGCGCAAGCUAUGAAGUACGCCCUAAAAAGUUUCUCUGGCUUGGGCAUUCCAGCAAGCAACAACCAAGUCACAACAACCGAAGUAAUCGAACAGCGGAAAAUCAUUGAGGAAUCGACAUCGACAUCCCUGGAACCAGCCACAGCAUCCAGCCACAGCAUCCAGCUUCGACCUAACAAACGAGCCCGCGAAAUAGCUGAGGUGACUCCAAUGCAAGUGGAUUCAGCCGUGGACAUCCAAAGUCCUCUGGCAAAACGUCAGAAAGGAUGGUAUACGAUGAUCAAAGCACGUCAACCGAUUCAUCGGAUGCGAAACAGGUACACGCCGACAUCGUCCAAAGGAGUGCAAGUUUUCAGUCAAGGAUCUCUGACGGUUGGCGAUACGGUCCUCCCGCUUCCUGUGCGAGCACAUCAGUCUACGCAAACCGAAUGAUCAUUUCUUUUUUUUGUCAAUAAAAGAUUAAGACAUCAUUAUGUAUCCUGCCAGUAUAAUAGACGAAUUAAGAGAAAUAUUUUAAUGAGAAUGUAUUUUAUGAAAUUAAUCAUGAGCGUUUAAAAAAUUGUUUAUACAAUGGAACACUUAGUUUACAAAUUUGUUUCUUGUUAUAAUAAUUUAUUACAGAAUAUUCGAAAAGAGAUUUAUUUCAAGUCGCAAUGACGUGUUAUAAAUAUGUGUUGAUAUUAUACAUUAUAUUAAAUACAUUUAAAAGAUGCUUGAGUG
Camponotus floridanus (Florida carpenter ant) is the source of this 2273-nucleotide messenger RNA. RefSeq lists its product as uncharacterized. The transcript is spliced from 4 exons. The record is from RefSeq and is a predicted model, not a curated record. Bases 99 to 1985 code for a protein of 628 amino acids. NCBI's taxonomy places the organism in Eukaryota, Metazoa, Arthropoda, Insecta, Hymenoptera, Formicidae.